UUUACAGCAUCAACACGACACCAAAUACUCCAAAGGAAUACGGCGCCAUCAAGCCUUUGAAUAUGCCCUUCACCGUCCCUUCCCACAGCUCAAACUCCAUUGUUAUGUAUAUAUUCUAAACUCGUCCAAACGCUCCGCUCUCUCAUCUUCUUCUUCCCCUCUUUGGCUCGACCGGGUCCGUCGCACCUCGGCACCGAUGUCGCUCGAAGAUUCAGAUCCCAAUUCCGGCUCCGAUCACGUCCUGUGCUGGCUGGAGGGCUCCAUACCCAUCUUAUCUUCCCUCUUCGAAGAUCCCUACGCCGCCUGCGACCAAUGGUGGAAUCAAACUCAUGAUCUCGUCGACCAAGAUUUUCUUAGCUCCGCUUCUCCUUUCGACAGUUUCUCCGCCGUUGACGCUUCCAACAGAGCAGUCCAAGUAGAACCCGCAGUUCCAGUUAGUCCACAGCCGUGUGAUUCAUCCAAGAAAAGGAAGGUCCCUGAUGACCCAAUCCCGCAGCCGUCUCAAAAUCAGAGAAAGGUCCAGAGCCGGCCGGUUGACGGGACGGACGACGGCGACGCCGUUGUGGAACAGAGGGUGUUACCGAAGAGGUCGGCCGGCGGCAAGAAGGGAUCGAGCAAGGCGGCGGGAAACAACUGCCAUAACGGAAAUUCCAGAGAAGAGCGGUGGGCGGAGCAGCUGCUCAACCCUUGUGCGGCAGCCAUCGUCGCCGGAAACUCCUCCCGCGUCCAGCACCUGCUCUACGUUCUCCACGAGCUGGCUUCUCCGACCAGCGAUGCCAACCACCGGCUGGCUGCCCAUGGCCUCCGGGCGCUGACCCGCUACCUCUCAAGCCCGAUUUCCUCAACAAAACAUCAAUUCUCUCUAAAAUCGUUGAUGAGAUUCGACGAGGUCAGCCCUUGGUUCAUGUUUCCUAACAAAAUCGCCAACAAUUCGAUCCUUCAAGUACUCACCGAAGAAGCCUGCUCGAAUAGUAAUGAACUUCACAUCGUCGACAUCGGAGUCUCCCACGGCGUCCAAUGGCCGACGCUUUUAGAAGCCCUGACCCGCCUUCCUGGCGGUCCUCCGCGACUCGUCCGCCUCACGGUCGUCGGUGCCUCUGCCACCGACAUCCCCUUCGCGGUUUCUCCGCCUGGCCACAGUUACUCCUCCCAGCUUCUUGGCUUUGCUAAAAAGAUGAACAUCAAUUUACAGGUCAAUCUUCUCGAGGAUCACCCAUUAACUAAUCUGACCACCCAAGUCAUCAAUUCCUCUCCCGACGAAACUCUGAUUGUCUGCGCGCAGUUCAGACUCCAUUGUUUGAGCCACCAUAGCCCCGACAACCGAACCGAAUUCUUGAGAUUUCUCCGGAAUCUGGAGCCGAAAGGCGUGAUUCUGAGCGAAAACAACAUGGAUUGCAGCUGCGGAAACUGCGGGGAUUUCAGCGUUGGAUUUCCGCGGCGAGUGGAUUACUUGUGGAAGUUCCUGGACUCGACGAGCGCGGCAUUCAAGGGGCGAGAAACCGAGGAGAGGAGGAUGAUGGAGUUGGAAGCGGCGAAGGCGUUGACGAGCUUGAAUGAGUGGAACGAAGGGAAGGAGAUGUGGUGCGAGAGAAUGAGGAGGGUCGGGUUUGUGGGGAAGGGAUUUGGAGAGGACGCCAUUGACGAAGCUCGAGCUCUGCUAAGGAAGUACGAUGGGAACUGGGAGAUGAGAGUGGAGGACAAGGAUGGGUUCGUGGGGUUGUGGUGGAAAGGGCAAGCAGUUUCCUUUUGCUCACUGUGGAGGUUGGAUUGUGAGAACAAAUCGCGGUUGUAGCAUUCUUCUUCUUCUUCUCCGUCGUAUCUGCCCACAGGCUGUUCCCUGGCUUACUGGAUACUAUUUAACAUCUGUGCGCAUAUUUGUUGAAUAAGAGGGUGUUUGGCUUUACCGAUUCGCCCACUUAUUUUUUCAA
Messenger RNA from Diospyros lotus (date-plum), 1928 nucleotides. Its product is annotated as protein NODULATION SIGNALING PATHWAY 1. Gene Ontology annotation, cellular component: nucleus. Gene Ontology annotation, biological process: regulation of DNA-templated transcription. The record is from RefSeq and is a predicted model, not a curated record. Gene Ontology annotation, molecular function: sequence-specific DNA binding; DNA-binding transcription factor activity. Bases 197 to 1792 code for a protein of 531 amino acids. NCBI's taxonomy places the organism in Eukaryota, Viridiplantae, Streptophyta, Magnoliopsida, Ericales, Ebenaceae. The transcript is spliced from 2 exons.